GUGCGGCGUUUCAGACUGCAAACGGCAGCGUUUUCUAGACUACUUUACCUUACUAUCAUUAGGGCUACAUUUCAUCUCCAUGUCUUGUUUUUAAUUUGAUGAAUUCAGCUUUUUUUGAGGAUGACCAGUAAAAUGAAAUUUGUUCGGUCGCUGAUGAAGGCUGCAGCGCUGGCCAACGUGCCCAAACACAUCGAGCAUUUCUCCAAGUUCUCUCCUUCUCCCCUGUCAAUGAAGCAGUUCUUGGAUUUCGGUUCGAUCAAUGCCUGCGAGCGCACUUCGUUUGUCUUCCUUCGUCAGGAGCUUCCUGUCCGUUUGUCCAACAUCAUGAAGGAGAUCAACUUGCUUCCAGAUCGACUGCUGGCCACGCCGUCUGUCCAAAUGGUCCAGAGCUGGUACAUCCAGAGCUUAAUGGAGAUCCUCGAGUUUCUGGACAGGAGUCCUGAUGACCAGAGAGUACUCGAGACGUUUGUGGAGGUCCUAGAAGCCAUUAGGAACCGUCACAAUGAAGUGGUCCCCACCAUGGCUCAGGGAGUGAUUGAGUACAAAGAUGCCUUUGGCCAGCAGGAUGCCGUUACUGACCACAACAUCCAGUACUUUCUAGACCGCUUCUACACCAGCCGCAUCUCUAUCCGCAUGCUCAUCAACCAGCACACUCUUGUUUUCAGCGGCAACAUAAACCCUGCCCACCCCAACACCAUUGGCUGUAUCGACUCCAUGUGUGAUGUGACAGAGGUUGCACGAGAUGCCUAUGAGAGUGCAAAGUUGCUGUGUGAGCAGUAUUACCUGGGAGCACCAGAGCUGGAGCUUAGGGAAAUAAAUGCUAACAACAUCAGAGAGCCCAUCCAGAUCUCAUACAUCCCUUCUCACCUGUAUCACAUGCUUUUUGAACUCUUCAAGAAUGCCAUGAGAGCAACCAUUGAGACUCACGAGGCCAGUAGGACCCUCCCACCCAUCAAAGUCAUGAUUGCCCUCGGUGGGGAGGACCUGUCAAUCAAGAUGAGUGACAGAGGAGGUGGAGUUCCCUUCAGGAAGACAGAGCGCCUGUUCAGCUACAUGUACUCCACAGCUCCCAGACCCUCCAUAGGCGACAAACACAGAGCCCCACUGGCGGGGUUUGGCUAUGGUCUGCCCAUUUCGCGACUCUACGCUCGCUAUUUCCAGGGAGACUUACAGCUCUACUCUAUGGAGGGUAGUGGGACUGAUGCUGUCAUACACCUGAAGGCAUUGUCGACAGACUCGGUGGAGAGGCUGCCAGUUUUUAACAAGACCGCCCUGCGUCACUACAAGUUGAGUUUGGAAGCUGACGAUUGGUGUCUUCCCUCCAAGGAGCCACUGGACUUGGCCAUCUACCGUGUGGCCAAGUGAUUCAAUCUUUAACUGACUUGAUUUCUGACACAAACACUUAUAAGUUGACCGUAAAAUGUCCUUCAAAGUUAGGGCAUUGUGGGACCAGAUCUCUUCCAGUGGUGGAUAGGAGCUCAAGUGGUCAAAGAGCUUCCACAUUGUCUGGGAACUUCCUUGAUCGGUGCAAGUGGCUUUUUUUCCUGUAUUUCCUCCUGCUUUCUUGUGUGCCAUAGGUAAAGGAAGUAAAGAGCAAAGUUGAGUCAAAAUGGUGGACUGUCUACGAUACGCAGUGCUAGAAAUUCAGAAAGAUGGAGAGUGAGAUGGAUAAGUGAAUUGAAGUGAUGGUAGGGCUGAACGAUUUGAAGAUAAUAUCUUACAUCUGCUCACAGAUAUUAGGAUUAGGACUUAAACCAGCAAUUAAAAAGCGGGUUAAUAACAGCUGAAGAGUUGUUCAAUUGUAUGGGAACUUGCUGGUCAAUGACAGCUGACUGAGUUUGAUAUUUGAUAAGCUAAUAAUGAUAAGAUAAUAAUGCUGCUUGAGCUAAUGUUAGCUUCAGAGAUGAUGCUUCAUCCAGAUACAGAAUCUUCACAGUGACAAGAUCAAAACAAAGUUAUGUUGUAGGCCUACUUAAUAGUUCAACUGGGAGAUUUCAACAACUGUUACACUCUCUGCCUUAGUAUGACCCACCAGCCAGCUAAUAGAUAUAUGUCUGGUACUCGAAAUAAUCAGACCAGUUGUUUAAGUGCAUAAAGACUUGUCACUCUGCUGAUGUUUCCGAACAAUGAAAAGAUGCAGUACAGACGCUGGCAUGCAGAUUAACCAGAUAGUUGGGCAGCUCACAAAUAAACAUAAAUUGUCUCUAGCUAGCAAAAUCUCCUAGUGACAGUUGUCUUUAUUGCACUUUUUCAAAUCGUGAUUUGACUUUAAAGUGGUUCAUAUUACCUAAACACUGAGAAGAGUUUCAUUUUCUAAUUAUUUGACAGACAAAAAAUGUUGAGGUACUUUGUCUUUUUAUGGCAUCGUUUUGCUUUGAGCCUACAUGUUUGCUACCUGUAAUAACAGCUGACUGAAUGUGUCGAUAGGUGUCAGCUCUCCAAGCACCAGUAAGAUGGCAGAAAGAAGUCGCGGAAGGUUUUGAAGGGUUUUGCUAGAACAAAAAGCAACGUCUUCCAGCUUGAUAAUAUUCCAUUACUGACCUCACACAGAAUCUGCAAUUGUUUUUUUUUUUUUAAUUGAAUGAGGUGUGUGUUAUUUUUGCUGCAAGAAACACAACACUCUUUCUUUUCUGUGCCUUUUGCAUAGAAAUUGACCACAAACAAAUCCUUUCCAAUGUUUGUUUUUAGCCUUGUACUAACCUAAUAUCCAGAACUCAGCUGCUCAGUUACUGAACAAGGAUCAAGGAUUAUUUGGUUUGAAUUCAGCAGGAACUGUAACACUGCCAGAGAGUUAUGUAAACAUGUCUUCUGUUGACAGUAAUGGUUAUACAUUAAUUAGCUUUACAUAAUAGUGUGGAAGCUUAUUGCUGAAGGCAUGUAGCAUAUGUGUGUGACUGUGGAAAUUGCUUGUUAAACUGUAUAUUAAGAUUCACUUAGUGUAUUCACAAUGCGUGACCCAGACACUGUGUUAUUGUGUGUUAUCUGAAGUGCCUGUAUUUUACUGUAUUUUAGAGUGAACUGUUCAUUUUGGAAGAUUUAUAUUUUUUAUAAAGAAAUAUUUGGAAAAUAAAUCACAGUGAAAUGAAUUUAA
This is a messenger RNA of Scatophagus argus, 3091 nucleotides long. Its product is annotated as pyruvate dehydrogenase (acetyl-transferring) kinase isozyme 2, mitochondrial-like. The coding region runs from base 121 to 1365 and encodes 414 amino acids. Gene Ontology annotation, cellular component: mitochondrion. The record is from RefSeq and is a predicted model, not a curated record. NCBI's taxonomy places the organism in Eukaryota, Metazoa, Chordata, Actinopteri, Scatophagidae. Gene Ontology annotation, biological process: regulation of glucose metabolic process; protein phosphorylation. Gene Ontology annotation, molecular function: pyruvate dehydrogenase (acetyl-transferring) kinase activity. The transcript has 11 exons.